Molecule: messenger RNA, 402 nt
Organism: Suillus plorans
Lineage: Eukaryota; Fungi; Basidiomycota; Agaricomycetes; Boletales; Suillaceae
Exons: 7
Coding region: 1-402 (133 amino acids)
Source: RefSeq, a predicted model, not a curated record
AUGAAUGAGGCUGUGCCGCACGGGAUGACUGCCGAACUCGAGCUCUUCAAUCCACACUCAAUCUCAACUACUUGUCACCCCGACCCUUUGUCACAACGACUCGGCAAGGAGGUCACGAUCAUGCUCGCCUGGGGUCCCAACUUGGACGGCCUCUAUGAGGACUUCUUUCCAACAGUUUGGAAGUCCAUACUAGGCUACCGCAACCUACACUGCCCAGCUUGCCGCUUGCUUGCUCCAGAGCACAGGUCGAGAGUGGGAAGGUCAUCAGCGCUGCGACCUUCGUCAACAUCAAUCACCAACGCAAGCCAUAAUGCAGAACAGCAAGAAACAACCUUGACAGAAGCCAACGACGUCUAUCAUUUCUCACCCCUCCCUCGCCAGUGCGUGCGUGUAUACGUCUAG